AUGGGCUCGAUUACAAGCAAUGCGAAAUCGCAAACGGACUAUGCUUUUACUGUCUACCGCGGCACAUUCAUUCAAUCGAUUCUGCCCGACUCAGAUUCCAAGCCUGAAUUGUCUCGCAACCAAGGCGCAUUAUGGGUCUCUGCUUUUGAUGGCCGCAUUCAAGGUUGGGAUUGGCAAGCCGGCGAAGACAAUGCGUUUGCCGAAUUGAUGAGUCGGAAUGGGUGGAUUGAUAUAGAUGCCGUUGACGCCCAGGGGCAAGUUAAUGGUCAUGGUUCGAAGAUCAGAGUGAAGAUUGUUACUGCGAGCGAGGAACAAAAUGAGUUCUUCUUCCCCGGAUUUAUUGACACCCAUAUACAUGCCCCGCAAUACCCCAACGCGGGUCUCUUCGGCUCAUCAACACUUCUAGAUUGGCUAGAGACCUACACGUUCCCAGUAGAGUCACGCUUCGGGUCCCCACCAGACCCAAAAACAGGCCACCAAACCAAAACCGACCCCAGAGACACACCCCUCCUAGCGCAGCAAAUCUACAACCAAGUGAUCUCGCGCACACUAUCCCACGGCACAACCUGCGCCUCCUACUACGCAACAAACCACGUCCCAGCCACAAACGCCCUCUCAUGGCUCUGCCACACCCGCGGCCAACGCGCCUUCAUCGGCCGCGCCUGCAUGGACAACCCAGACUUCUGCGUAGGCUACUACCGCGACUUCAGCGCAGAGGACUCCAUCGUCGCAACCCGCCAGACAAUCGAGUACAUCCACACGCUAGACCCAGAAGGCAAGCUUGUGAAACCGAUCGUCACACCGCGUUUCGCGCCCUCGUGCACAAGACCCGCUCUACAGAGCCUCGGCGAACUAGCAGCUAGCUACUCGCCUCCGCUGCAUAUCCAGACGCAUAUCUCGGAGAAUGUCAACGAGCUCGCGCUCGUCAAAGAGCUCUUCCCUGAAGCGGACAGCUACGCCGCCGUCUAUGAUAAGUACAACCUGCUGACGCCGCGCACGAUCCUCGCGCACGCGGUGCACCUUUCCGCGGAUGAGCGGGCUCUGAUCCGUGCGCGCUCAGCGAAGAUCUCGCACUGUCCGGCGUCGAACUCGGCUUUGGGAUCGGGGAUUUGUCCUGUUCGGACGCUGCUUGAUGAGGGAAUUACGGUUGGCCUGGGCACGGAUGUUAGUGGGGGGUAUAGUCCUAGUAUUCUUGAGGCCGCGCGGCAGGCUUGUCUUGCUUCGCGGUUGUUGGGUCAAUCGGCUGCGUGGCAGAGGGAUCAUCUGGAUGGGGAUGGGGAUUAUGGUCGGGAGAAAUUGUCUGUUCCUGAGAGUCUUUACCUUGCUACGCGUGGUGGGGCGGCGGUUGUUGAUAUGGCGAGUGAUGUGGGUGGAUUUGAUAUGGGGAUGUUGUGGGAUGUGCAGUUGGUUCGGCUUGGUGGGGUUAAGUUGGGGGAGAAGAGUCCGUUGGAUGGUGUUCUUGGUGAUUGGAGUGUGGAUCAUGUGAAGGAUGGGCCUGUGGGGAAUGUUGAUUUGUUCGGGACGGAGAGUUGGGAGGAGAAGAUUCAGAAGUGGGUUUGGGGUGGCGAUGAUCGGAAUGUGAAGGCUGUUUGGGUUGGGGGGAGGUUGGUCCAUUCAAGGGUUUGA
Molecule: messenger RNA, 1626 nt
Organism: Penicillium samsonianum
Lineage: Eukaryota; Fungi; Ascomycota; Eurotiomycetes; Eurotiales; Aspergillaceae
Exons: 2
Coding region: 1-1626 (541 amino acids)
Biological process (GO): guanine metabolic process
Cellular component (GO): cytosol
Molecular function (GO): zinc ion binding; guanine deaminase activity
Source: RefSeq, a predicted model, not a curated record